Schistocerca gregaria is the source of this 1416-nucleotide messenger RNA. RefSeq names its product piggyBac transposable element-derived protein 2-like. The transcript has 3 exons. The record is from RefSeq and is a predicted model, not a curated record. Bases 1 to 1416 code for a protein of 471 amino acids. Lineage: Eukaryota; Metazoa; Arthropoda; Insecta; Orthoptera; Acrididae.
AUGCUUUUCAUACAGUUUUUAAUGGGAAAGUUGUUAUGCACAUUUACGUUAUUGUAUGCAAGUUUAUCAGACAAUCAAAUCCGUUCUCUAUUAGAGGAUUCGGAUUUAAGUGGCGACGACGAGUUUGUUCCUUCUCCUUCAAAUAUUCAGCAGGCAGACGACUCGUCUGAUGAUGAUUUGAAUGCUGAAGAAGUUCCUGAAGAGCGCAGGAGUUCACACAAUGUCAUAGAAGGUGUCAGACCACAGCUUUUUUGGAGAUCAAAUUUUGUUCAGAAGAUUUAUCCACCAAACAUUAAUUACAGUGCUAUUGAGAGUCCUUCACCAAUUGGAACUCCUGCUGAAUAUUUCUGUAAAACGUUCUUUGAAGAGGCAACGAAAUAUACAAAUAUGUAUAGUGUUGCAAAGACAUGGGAAUCCCUAGGGACUACAGCUCAUGAACUGAAGGUGUUUUUUGGGAUAAAUUUAAUGAUAGGGUGCAUAAGGCAUCCUAGGCUACCCACGUACUGGAAGAAAUCUAUUUCUUUAUCAGGUAUUAGUGACACUAUAUCUAGAGACCGGUUCCUUGCACUCAGGAAUAAUGUGCACUUUGUUGAUACUAUUAAACCACCUGAAGAGGCUAAAACUAAUAGACUGUGGAAAGUUCAGCCAGUGAUUGACACAGUAAGAAGAAGAUGUCACAGUUUGCUCAGUAACUUUAAUUACUACAGUGCUGAUGAGCAAAUGAUCCCUUUUACUGGGCAUUGCAAACUGAAGCAAUAUAUUAAAGGAAAACCAAGGCCUGUAGGUGUUAAAAACUUUAUCAUGACCUCAGCAUCAGCUAUAGUGUUGGAUUUUGAAAUUUACUGGGGGGCUACUACACCUCUUGGUGAUAUGUCAUUAGGAUUAGACCCUUCUGCUAUUUUACGACUAACACAGAGUCUCCCACAAGGAAGUUUUGUUUAUUUCGAUAGGUACUUUACCACAGAUUCUCUCUUAGCAAAGCUUAAGGAGAAAGGAAUUGAGGCUGCUGGCAUAAUAAUGGUAAACAGAAUUAAGAAUGUUAAUUUGAAAGAAGGAAGAAUGAAAAGAGGAGAGUGUCAUUCAUAUGUUAGAGCAGAUGAAGCUGUAGUAUUUACUGAGUGUCAGGACAGUCAGAGGGUCGUGAUAGCAUCCAUUUGUGCUGGCAUUGAGCCAAAAUGUAAAGUUCAAAGUGCCAAUAUGGGUGGCGUAGACAUUCAUGACCAGCAGGUUGAGUGUUACCAAAUGUGGUUCAGAACCAGAAAAUGGACACUCAAGUGCUUGCUGCAUUUCAUCGACCUUUCGGUGGUCAACUGCUGGUUUAUCUACAGAGAGCACUGUCGUGAAAACCAGACUGCCAAAAAGAGCAUAAUGGAUCUUUUGAAAUUUAGAAUGUCUCUAUCUGAGGCUCUUCUGUAA